GGUGUCUCCAGAAAUAACCAGUUCCCGUGGAAGAGCCUCGGCAACCAACAUGAUGGAGAGCGCGGUACGGACGCUUCGCAGAGCCUCGAAAACAAUUUCACGAUGACAACCACUACCUAGUGAAUCAGGAACGAUGAACAACACGAGUCUGGGAAGGAUCCCUCCUGACCAGUCAUCGGGGAGCCUGCACACUUAUGGAACCCUUCGCCAUCCCAGCGUCAUCGAUCCCAUUCUAUCAAAGCGGGUAUGCUUCUACAAGAGCGGAGACCCUCAGUUCAGCGGUUUACGUAUGGUGGUCAACAACCGCACCUUUAAGACCUUCGAAGCUCUCCUAGACAGCCUGUCUAAAAAGGUGCCCCUGCCGUUCGGUGUGAGGAACAUCACCACCCCACAUGGGGUUCACACCAUCAACACGCUGGAUGAGCUGGAGGAUGGAAAGUCCUACAUCUGCUCUGACAGCCGGAAGGUGAAACCAAUCAAUCUGGCACAGGCCAGAAAGAAGCUUCCGCCCUGGUACCAUGCCAGACCUGUUAGCGCCCACCGCCACCGCAAGACAGUGCAGCGGUCAAGGGCUUUCUCAGGCUGGACCACCCGCAGGCAGGAGUCAGUACUUGUACACACACCGAAGAGGCUGGUGGUGUUUCGCAAUGGGGACCCUUCUGUCAAACAUCCUGUGGUGCUACGAAAGAGAAGCAUGGCGACGUUUGAGUCAAUUCUGGAAUAUAUUUCAGAGUUGAUGCAGUUCCAUGUGGUGAAGCUGCACACACCUGAUGGCAGACGAGUGGAAGGACUACCAGGCUUGAUCCUGUGCUCAGGGAUGGUGGUGGCUGUAGGCAAGGAGCCGUUCAGGCCUGCAAGCUACAAUAGCCAGAAAUCACUAAUAUCAACGCAGCCGUCUGUCAGAAGACUGAAGGCAUUGAGGCGAAAAAAGAAGUCGGUCUCAUACAAGUCAAGAAACUUCUCCACAUCCUCAGAGAGGUACAUUGUGAAUAAGAUUCACAACUCCCUCAUGGAAAGCUCAUGCGACAUACCCAGCAACCCCACAAACUCCAUCGAGUCCGGACAUGUGCUGGAGUCCGUUGCAGAGACAAAGGCUGAUCGCGAGAUACCCAGUGAGGAUGAUAUUGAAAAGUCCUUUCGGGUUAACCAGGACGGCAGCAUGACGGUGGAGAUGAGGGUGCGGCUGACCGUCAAAGAGGAAGAAACACUCCAUUGGACGACCACCCUGUCACGUCUAAAUGUGGCAAAUCAGCUUAACAUGACUUGUUUGCCUGAGCCGGAGUCAGAGCAGGACAUCUGCACCAGUGCCUCGAUGAAUUUACAUAACUCCGUCUCCUCGAAUGACACCAUCGACAAGGAUAAAACUAAAGACCACCACAAUGAGGAGCUACCAUCGCUGGGUAAUGGAGUUUUUAGUCAAAGCAGUUAUGAAGACGAUGACAUCAAAAAAGAGCCGAAUGUGGCGUCUCCAAGAAGAGAGCAGACCCCAGGACAUAAACAAAUGGGAAAAAAGCAAGCAUCUCACUUGUUCAGGGAAGAGACAGAAGAUGCAGCCAUGACAGAGGAGUACUGCAUGGUCAUGCAGAGCAGCACAAGACCAAUCCCAAAACCCAGAAGGCUCAGUUGUAUAGAUGCUAACGCCCUAAACAAUACAUCCUUUAAAUUAGAUGAGGUCAUCCAGAAUGAAUCUAGUGGGGAGGAAGUCACUGAAACUGUCUUACACAUAUAUGAACAACAGACUUGCCAGGAUAAUUUCCAUGCCAAUGUCUGCACACAUGGGAUGGUCUUUUACCGGCCGGAUAGUUCAGAAACAGGACAUCCCUCCACAAAUAACUUUGAACCAGAGCUCUGUAAACCCUCAACAGCCUCAGAGUCUAUUAACAUCUGGAAAGCUGGAGACAAGUCAGUCCCUAGUAAAAAACAUAGUAGAAUAAAAGUUAAGCAGCAAGUGCCAAAGUCCAUCAAAGGCAAAAUAUAUCGACCUCAGCACAACAAGUCUAAUAAAACAGGAAGGAGCCCCAAAGUUAAUAAUAAAGGCUUUAGACGUAUUUUGUCGCCAGGUAAAAGACAGAAUUCAUCAGGAUCUACAGUGAAACACAAGAAAGCAAAAACCUUCUCCAGUGCAGGGUUCCUGCGGAGAAUCUAUGGCAAUAAAUUAAAAUCCCCAAUAAAAUCAAAGAUCAAAAGGAGAUUAACACAAAGCGAGGAUUACACAUUGAAAGUGCCACGUAACCAAACAAAACAUAUGCUACAAAUGGCUAGCAAUAUGCAUGAAGCAAGGGCUGUAUUGAUUCGGCAGACUUCUGUACAUCGAGAGAAGGAAAACAAACGCUAUGAAGUCAGUGAACAAAUGCCACUACCCGCUUUUGACUCCUCUAGCUCUAUCGCUAAAGAGUAUGUGGAGAGUUGGCUGAAGAAAGCUCAAAUUAACAGAGAUGGAAGCGAAAAUAAGACAGAGGGGUCUUAUGCAAAAACCGAAAACGAACCGCCAUUGCCUGAGGACGUGCGAGGAUCUUCUGUCCAACACAGAAUACAGUCCUUAGAAAACAAGAUGGCUGCAUCCAACCUUAAUGUACAAAAUUAUAUAGAAGAAAUAAAACCUCAACCUAAAAUUAACUACCCAGAGAUGCCACCAUACAGGAAAAUGGGGAAUGAAUCAAUCCAAGAGUCUUCUGAUACUCUCUCAAUGGAGCUGCCUCUACCGCCUCCACCUGAAGAGGAAACGUUCAAACCUGAAUAUCCCCUGACAGAUGGAGCUGACGCUGUGGCCUGCAAACCAACAAACAUGCAGCCAUCAGGGACAAUCUUAGAUAAUCACUCGCCAUUUUUUGAUCCCACACCUGCCCAGGAUUUACUGCAUAGCCAACACGUAAUGAAAAUGACUAAACUGCUGCAGCCUGAUGUUCCUAACACGCUGCAGAGAGCUUCAUCUGUCAAAAGGGCCCCCUUGAUCAGUAAUAUGUCUUUAGAGAGGAACAUGUCGGUCAGAAAGGCUUGUCUAGACAAGUUUACGGUUUGUAACAAUGAUAACUUAUCUGAAAACGCUUCCAAAACUCAACAGUCACUCUUCGAUGCAAAGGCCAGGUCUUCUGUGUCUCCAAAUAGUUUAUCGUCUGAUGAGACGCUGUCGUCAGUCAGUAUUGUAUCAAGUGAGGCUUCAACAUCUCCAAAUAAUCUCCAAAUGGAGGAAUCGUCACCUAAACCCAUAAAAAGUCCACCUCUAAAUGGAAAAGUACAGUCUAAAUCAUUCCAUCACCACCCUCUUGAUAAGAAUACAUCACCAAAUACGGCCGUGCGAAAACAGGUGACACCAAAUACCAGUCCCCUGCCAGAUAAAAGGCAGACUUUGUCCGAAUCCAAGCUAAGCAAACAGUUCACACAUUCCCACUCUAUGGACUUAGUGUCACCGCCAGCUAGACGCAAGACAAAGAAAAAGGUGCUCUCCAGGAACAUUUCGUCAGAUAGCACAACAGAGGCUGAGAGUACAGUAAGAAAAACACCAUCCCAAAGAAAGAAUACUCUUAAGGCCUUAACAGCUGAUCAGGACAAAACAUAUACCACGUCUCUAAAACAGAUCAAUGCCAAUGAUGAGACAAGUGAACAACUUUUGAUGGACAAAGAACUCCAAGCACAGCCAUUAAAAACUUUCAACCAGCCACAUAUGAAAGACCUCCUGGACAAUGUCUGCUAUUCAAUCAAGUCAAUCAGGAAAAUCACUCAAAACAAACGUCCAUCUAGCUUAGAAAAGUCCAACAGCUUGCCAGAUUUCUUCUCCCAUGUGGCCUCCACCUUUGGCUCCUCUUCAAAAGUGCUCCUCGCCUUCCUAUCCAUCAUGACACUAAAGGACAGCAUCGCCAACCUCAGUGUGGACCAGCUGAGGGCCAACGACGUCAGCUGCGCCGAAGCUUUGAAGAUGAUCAACUCCCUGAGAGAAAUUGCAAGCAUGGAAGAUUCCCAGCAAUUAAGGGAUAGUUUGUCUGAGCUACAAAAAUCGGCAACAAAGCAGCUCCUCAACAGCUGGAAAGGCUUCCAGGAGAUGGGUGAAAAAUAUAAGACCUCAACACCAAGCGGUUUAGAGAGAGACCUCACACAUGAUACUGAAGAGCUGGUUAUUGAUGACUUCAUUGAUAAGCUUAACAUACCUGAAAUACUAAAAGAGGAACUUACAUCUCUCCCAGCAAGAUCUCACAAUGGGGGUGACAGAAAUGAAAAUAUGACGGAUGAAAAGAGCGAAGCGGAGGAUUGCACGUCAGAGGAACACACUGAAGGAAGGCAAAGGUGUAACGAACAGCCUAAGAUCCACUUGGACCAAAACAUUUCUCAUUCUAAUGCUGCACUGGAACAAUGGUCAGAUAAGGAAGCAGAACAUGAAGAUGAACCACUAGGAGAUGGCUGUUAUGUGGAACUGACUUGCAACAGGAAAGGAAGCAUCUCCAGUCCAGAAAAAGAAAAAGAGGUGAGUCUCCAUGAGAACACCGAAGAUGUGAAUGAGCCAACGUCAUCUGAGGUUAACCACGCAGGAUUAAAGAUUAUUGUCGAGGAAAGCCAAUGUGGUCCAAAAGCAGAGCAGGAUUGCGACAAAAAGCAUACAGAAGAGACACAGGAGGAUAUUCUUGUAGAUAAAAGUCUCGUUGGUGACUCUCCUGUAGAGACAUAUCAGCAUCAGGAUCCUGACAUCAUGAGCCUGAUUGAUCAAAAUAAUGAUACGCCAAAGAAUGGUAGCCUCGGAGAAAAUGACAGUGGUAAUGACCACAGCAGCUGUAAAGACCGCGUAGAAGAGUUGGUGGUAGUAUAUGACCAAAUAAAAAGCUCUACUGAAGAAGAAUUAAGCUUUUUUGAGAAAGACUUUGGCUCUGGGGAGGUGCACAGUGACACAAAGUGUAACAGAGCAGACGUUCCACAAGAUCAGUCUGAAGAAAUAACAUCACAUCCAGUGGCAGUAAGAGUUAGUAUUCUGGAAAAGCAGGUUGCAGAAAGACAGGGGGUGAGAUACAAUAAAGAACAUGCCAAAAAGGCCUCCCUUGUGUUAGAUGUUGAGAAGCUUGCCACUGAAAUAUCUAAGCAGUGCAGUGGAUCAGCCCCUCAGUCAUCACUAUCCUUCAGCUACGACUCUAGUAAUGUUGUAUUUACAGAGCUUGAGGGCAACAGAGUAAAGUUAAUCAGGGACAUGUUUCUAGCCAAGGGUUCUGCAGAUGAACCAAAAUAUGAGCACGGCUUGAACACAACGCAGCCGUUCGAAUUUAGCGCAGACAGUGGUGGCUAUCAGACUCAAACAUCUAGUGAAAGGUCCAGUAGUGAAGAGGAUUCAUCUAGGAAGUCUAUUAGCAAAGGCUUUGUGAGGAGAACCAUUGAAAGGCUUUAUGGGAAAAAGGAUACAGUUGAAAGGCCUCCAUUGGCACCCAGAAGAAGAAAAAAACACUCCAGCAUUUUUUCUCCGUUACACAUGGCCCAAUGCAAAGCAGCUUCUGAGUUGUCUUACUUCAAUUCCACUACUGCUUUAGACACCUUGACCGAGGCAACCCGAUGCAUCGCUUUUAAUGCACAAGUUGGUCCUGGAGACAGCGUCCCCAUCGACACAGGCCGGUGGCUCAUUAGGGAGAACACUCUGAUCAGGAAGUCUGUCUCAGACCCGACUGGAAUCAACAAGAACUUAGUGAACUCCGACGAGGACGAGGAUGGGUGUGAGGACACACAAGAGAACACACCAUACUCCCUUUUCAGCACAACGUCGGAUCCGGAAGACAGUAAAAAGUCCAAAAGGUGCACCUAUUUUUCUUUGCCCCACACAAGUGACUCUGAGGUCUGUCUGGAUGACCCAAGUGCUCUGAGCAAGAACGAGGUGGGCGGCAACCCAGACGCAAAGGAUAGCUCGGAGGGCUCCAAAGCGUGGUCAGAAAGGAAUGGUUCCGCUGUUGGGGACUUUAAAAUAAUGGACAACAAAGUGCACCCGCUGGUGGAACUCCCGGCAGACGGUGAGGUGGUGGUGUCGCAGCCCGGGAAAGGUCACGGAGUAGUGAACAAACGUCUCCAGGAGCCCGAUGUCUUGGAUAUUUUGUACAACUUUUGUGGUGAUCACUGUCCCAUCUUGUGAACUGUAUCUUGUCUUCGGUGCCUAUGUUUUAAAGUUGCCAUAAUGUUGGCAUUAAAUACUGACUUCACUUAUAUUUUUUUAUGUUCAGGUCUUGCGUUGCCAGUAUUAUGCGUUUGCAUCUCAAGUAAUACGCGUGUGAAUAUUUUUGUGUAUUUAUUUUUCCCCCCAGGUUGGUUGCCAAGUAAGCAGAACAAGCUACUGCGGGAGAAUUAGCGUAAUCUUGUUUUCUAGCUCUUAAGAACGGAUCAAGGCCCAGCAGUUGUCAGGCAAGGCUACCAAAAAAAGCAAAACGCAGCUAUGAUUUGGCCUCAAAAUGUUUGUUUUGGUACUUUGUAAAGUUCAUGUGCAGUUGUUUAGACAUGCCAACAAUCUGGUGUUUAUGUGUGAAUAUCAUUUUUGUUUAAGGAUAGAUGAGAAUAGUUUUAAGGGUUGAAAAUGUGGCAGCUGAGACGACUUUGUGUCUUUAAACUCUUGUGAAGGAAUUAAAGUGUAUUAUUUCCAAGUGUAUUUGGCUUGAUCUCAUUUUGCAGCACACAUCCGAGAAAAAGGUUAAAAUCAUCAAGAUGCCCAUUAAAAUACAAUAGCUCAGUGUGAGGAUACCUUGGCUUGUUUACUGCUGGGUGAUCACAAUCACGCCUGAGUCAGGAGGAGCUUGUUUUCUCACCCACGCACUUGGGGAAGCCUGCUGUGUUGUUCCAACCUUGUUUUGUUACCACCGAGCUGGCAAGUGUUGUGACAGGAGCGUAGAGGAAUGCACUAGGAAGGAGAACAAAACAUGGCAGCCUUUGACCUUACACACGGAACAGACUGCAUCAAUACAAACAUUCAAGUGGCCACUUGGCGUCACUGUUCUGCAAGGCAAUCAUCAGGGCAGGGCCAGUCGUCAACGCUCCUCUCUGAUGAUCUUAUUAAAAAAGUGAGCAGGCAGCAAUGUUUUCUGAGUUUAUUAUUUAAAUAAAUAUUUACAGAGCAACUUUGUAUAAAUCAAAUCUAUUUUGCACAGCGCAAGUCUCUAAAAGUAAGUGAUGCAAGAUGAAAGUAAGGGAAAACAUUUGGACGCUAUGCACCAUGUAACACUGGAGCCUUAAGACCUUUUACAUGGUUUAUUAUAAAUGUCGUUAUAGUAUACAUUUAUCUACACGUUGAAAUACUAUACAGUGGAAGUUACUAAGGAAUAGGGGAUGAUAUUUGUGAACUAAUUCUAGAAAGGUUUGGGGGAGAAAAAUGAGCAUUUGUAGUCAAACACUGUUCAAUUCAGGCACAAUCAAAGCAAAUGGUGAAAUGAAAGACACUUGAUACAGUAUAGUAGGUUACAAUGCUCCGCUACGUGAAAGGACAGGAUAUGGCUCAGCUUGGAACACAUCACAGUUUGAGCAAGGUGAUCUAAAGAAAGUUAGGAGCCCCUUUUUAAUGCCCAAGCCACACUUCUAAACAUGAGUUCUUCAGAUAAAACCAGCGGGCAUUAAAUUCUCAGACUGAAGCACAUUGUUUACAUGAUUAGUUUGUGUGACAAUUAAACAUGAUUAAGUCAAAA
This is a messenger RNA of Nerophis ophidion (straightnose pipefish), 7625 nucleotides long. RefSeq names its product oxygen-regulated protein 1-like. The transcript has 4 exons. Gene Ontology annotation, cellular component: axoneme. Gene Ontology annotation, biological process: intracellular signal transduction; axoneme assembly; photoreceptor cell development. The record is from RefSeq and is a predicted model, not a curated record. Bases 134 to 6091 code for a protein of 1985 amino acids. NCBI's taxonomy places the organism in Eukaryota, Metazoa, Chordata, Actinopteri, Syngnathiformes, Syngnathidae.